AAGAUGGAGGCGCAGGCGCCGAGCCGCGCGGGCCAGGAGAUGAGCCUGGCGGCCCUGCGGCGCCACGACCCCUACAUCACCAGCAUCGCCGACCUCACGGGCCAGGUCGCCCUCUACACCUUCUGCCCCAAGGCCAACCAGUGGGAGAAGACUGAUAUAGAAGGAACCUUAUUUGUAUAUCGAAGGUCAGCCUCACCGUACCACGGUUUUACCAUUGUUAAUCGACUCAAUAUGCACAAUCUAGUUGAACCAGUGAAUAAAGAUUUGGAGUUUCAGCUUCAUGAGCCGUUUCUUCUGUAUAGAAAUGCAAGCUUGUCGAUAUACAGUAUCUGGUUUUACGACAAGAACGACUGUCACCGCAUAGCCAAGCUCAUGGCCAAUGUGGUAGAAGAGGAGACGCGCCGAUCUCAGCUGGCUGCUCGGGACAAGCAGAGUCCUAGCCAGGCCAAUGGCUGCAGCGACCACAGGCCUAUCGACAUCCUGGAGAUGCUCAGCAGAGCCAAAGAUGAGUAUGAGAGGAAUCAAAUGGGAGAUUCAAACAUCUCCAGCCCUGGGUUACAGCCUGUCUCUCAGCUUUCAAAUCUGGGAAGCACCGAGACUCUAGAAGAGACACUUCCAGGGUCACAAGAUAAGUCUGCUCCCUCUGGACACAAGCAUCUGACGGUGGAAGAAUUAUUCGGGACCUCUCUACCAAAGGAACAGCCAAUGGUCGCGGGUCUAGACUCGGAAGAAGCGGACAAGCUCCCCGGAGACGCUUCCCAGAAGGAGCCCAGCUCCUUCCUGCCCUUUUCCUACGAGCAGCCGGUGGGGCCUCCUCAGUCUGAAAACUUGGGUGUCCCCCCCACUGCCCAUCACUCGCUCCAGCCUGACGUUGCCACGCCAGUGCUAAUCACGCCCGCCUCCAUCACACAAUCCAGCGAGAAGCAGGCAGCCAGCUACACGGCCCCCUUGUGCCCCAUGCUCAGCCCCACGCUGCCCACAGACGCGCCUGCCGCCCAGGCGCCCCCCAACUUACCUCGGAACCCCACCAGGAUGCCGGCGGUGAAGACCGCGCCCAGGCAGAGGUCUCCGCUCCUGAGUCAGCCGGUCCCCGACCUGGGCCACGCUGGCCUGCCCACCGUCCAGAGCCCCUUUCGGGCCCCCUUGAGCCUUCCCGGGGCGGCCGGGCCCUGCCUCCCCAGCGUGGAUCUCCUUCAGAAACUCAGGUUGACCCCCCAGCACGACCAAAUCCAGGCCCCUUCACUCGGGAAAGGCACAGCAGUGCCUAACUUCUCGGGAUCCCCCGGCCAGCUGGCCACCCCGGAGAGCUUCAUCGACCCUUCGUGCAAGACGGCGGUGGCAGCCAGAGCGGCGGCCUCAGCGGCCCUGAGCAACAUGGUGCUCGCUCCCCUUCAGACUAUGCAGCAAAACCAGGAUCCUGAAAUCUUUGCCCAGUCUAAGGUGUUACCCAGUGCCAUCCCGAUUGCAGGACCUGCCCUGGCUACUGCAACGACCACUUCAGUGUCCUCCGUUCUGCUCUCCCCGAGUGUUUUCCAACAGGCAGUUACCAGGUCCUCGGAGCUUGAGAGGAAAGCAAGUUCCCCUUCUCCUCUCACGGUUGGGACGGCCGAGAACCAGAGGAAACCCCCGAUCAUCCUCAGCAAGUCUCAGCUCCAGGAUACGUUGAUCCACCUGAUAAAGAAUGACUCCGGCUUCCUCAGUACCCUGCAUGAAGUGUACCUGCAGGUUCUGACGAAGAACAAAGACAACCCCCUCAACCUAUGACUGGAGCACGAUGGACGCGAAGGCAGAACGACGACCUCAGAAACAAGCAGGCCUCAUCACGGAAACUUGUAAAUCGAGCCUUGAGUUUGGGGAAUCCUGAAAUUGAGCCUAUGAGAUAGAGACUCGUUCCUGACGAAUGUUUUCCAAGCGACAUUCUCAGUGAUCGUGAAGGUGUCACUGUGAGGCAUCACCAGCAGACCUUUGUUUUGACAGAAAACGAAAACAGGCCAUCGUGUUCGAGUUGUGUGGGCGUUUUAUCGAAGUGUGUGAAAUGAGUCUGGUUUUCAGCUUCCUUUCGCUUUUGAGGUCUUGGGGAAGGAAGAGCAGUCACCAGCCUUGCAGCAGUUAGGAGUCAGGCCAGCCGCACCCCUUCCCACUCCUACCCCUUGAGACCUG
This is a messenger RNA of Suncus etruscus (white-toothed pygmy shrew), 2160 nucleotides long. RefSeq names its product decapping mRNA 1A (gene DCP1A). The record is from RefSeq and is a predicted model, not a curated record. The transcript has 10 exons. Gene Ontology annotation, molecular function: enzyme activator activity; mRNA binding. Gene Ontology annotation, cellular component: P-body. The coding region runs from base 4 to 1764 and encodes 586 amino acids. Gene Ontology annotation, biological process: deadenylation-dependent decapping of nuclear-transcribed mRNA; deadenylation-independent decapping of nuclear-transcribed mRNA; positive regulation of catalytic activity. NCBI's taxonomy places the organism in Eukaryota, Metazoa, Chordata, Mammalia, Eulipotyphla, Soricidae.